Molecule: messenger RNA, 4475 nt
Organism: Oryzias latipes (Japanese medaka)
Lineage: Eukaryota; Metazoa; Chordata; Actinopteri; Beloniformes; Adrianichthyidae
Gene: znf711
Product: zinc finger protein 711
Biological process (GO): regulation of transcription by RNA polymerase II
Cellular component (GO): nucleus
Molecular function (GO): metal ion binding; RNA polymerase II cis-regulatory region sequence-specific DNA binding; DNA-binding transcription activator activity, RNA polymerase II-specific
Source: RefSeq, a predicted model, not a curated record
UGCUUGUCAGGAAGCAAGCUGAUUGGCCGAGGCCUAGCAAAGAGUGGCCGGGGAUCCUAAACUGCAGGCCGCACUUAGCUUACCGUCAAAAAUAAACUAAAAAAGUAACAGACACUUUCUGCAAGAGGGAGGCACAAGAAUACAGUCAGAAGACGACGUUAUCAGAUUGAGUUAAUUGAUGGAAGAAGGCAUGCUAGUUAUCGUGUUGGUUUUAUUAUAAAGAUCUCACUAAAUGUGAAGUAAGUUUUUACUGGAUCAAAACAUGGAUCAAGGAGGAGGGGUAUUGGAGCUGCACGCUCAGGAGCUGAAGAUGCCGCAUGCUAUGAUCAUGCAAGACUUUGUUGCAGGCAUGGGAGGUCUUGCUCACAUUGAUGGCGAGCACAUUGUGGUGUCCGUGCCUGAGGGGAUGCUUCUCUCCGAUGUGAUGACGGACGAGGGCAUUCUCCUGGAGCAUGAGCUUGAGGUGGAAGGUCUGGAAACCCACGUAGUUGAAGGUCUGGAGGCGGAAGUGGUUGAAGGACUAGAGACUGAAGUGGUGGGAGGCUUACAUGCAGACGUUGAAGGCCUGGAGGCAGAAGUGGUUGAUGGGCUGCAGACGCAGGUGGUGGAGUUGGAGGCUCAGGUGGUUGAGGGCUUAGAGGGUGAGGUCGAAGUUGCGGCUCUCGAGGCCCAGGUGGUGGAGGGCCUGGAAGCUGAGGUAGAUGUAGAAGGGCUGGAAGCUCAUGUUGUGGAGGGGCUUGAAGAGGAGGUGGAAGUGGAGGGCUUAGAGGCUGAGGUUGUUGAAGGUCUUGAAGUAGAUGUGGAAAGUCUCCACUCUCAGGGAGUAGAGGCCCACGAAAUAACCGCAGAAGACAUGGUUGCCACAGGACACAGUGUGAUCAUGCCUGACAAUAUAUUGGGGACCGAAGUGGCGAUUGAGGAAGCCUUGGAAGCCCAUCAUCACCAUGUUUUAACGUCAGACCUCAUCCAGGACCCAAAUCACCACCAUGACGACAUGCCUGACCAGGUGUUUGUAGCUGAGCUACUCUCUGAUCACCAAGACAGUACAUUGGACCACCAGCUGGUGUCAGAAGGAUUGAUGGUGACAGAAGCCAACUCAGAGACCAUCAUUCAUCAACAGUUGCCAAAUGAGGGUGUUCCUUUACAGACAGACGAGGAUGAUGAUGGAAGAAGCAGCUCAGAGGAUUACCUUAUGAUCUCCCUUGAUGAGGUGGGAGAGAAGUUGGACAUAGGAGACACUCCCCUGGAGAUCAGUACUGAGGUAAUGGACAAGGAAAUCAAAGAGGAGGAAGAGUCUGAGGUCAUCAAGGUUUACAUCUUUAAAGCUGAAGCAGACGAUGACUUAGGAGGAACAGAGGUGAUAACAGAAGAUGAUUACCAAAAUGGCCAUCCUGACCUGGAAGCAGCUUCCUCAGGCAGGCUGGGAGUUGGCCGGGACAAGAUGGUCUACAUGGCUAUCAAGAACCCACCUAAGGAUGAAGAGGAAGAAGACGAGGAAGAUGACGACGAUGACGAUGAUAGUGAUGAUGAUGACGAUGAUGUAGACAUCAGUACUACCAUUGAUCAGGUGAAGAAUGGAGUUGCUGCACCUUAUUUACAAAUCCGUGAGGGGCUGGGCGCUAACAGAGCUCUGAAAUCCAAAGUUAGGAGGAAGAGGAAAGGAGAUACAAGGCAGUGUCAGACUGCUGUUAUCAUUGGGCCAGAUGGGAUGCCUUUGACGGUUUAUCCCUGCCACAUCUGCGGAAAGAAGUUCCGUUCGAGGGGCUUCCUCAAAUGCCAUAUGAAGAACCACCCCGACCAUUUACUCAAGAAGAAGUACCAGUGUACCGACUGCGACUUUACCACCAACAAAAAGAUCAGUUUCCACAAUCAUUUGGAGAGUCACAAGCUCUUGAGCCACAACAGUGAGCGAUCUCCAGAAUAUACCGAGUACACGCGGCGCUAUCACGAGUCCAGCCCUUUGGGCUCCGACAAGCUCAUCGUUAAGGACCCGGAACCCAAACUGCAUCACUGCAAGUACUGUGAUUAUGAGACCGCUGAACAGGGUCUGCUCAAUCGCCAUCUGCUGGCAGUGCACAGCAAGAACUUUGCACACGUGUGUGUGGAGUGUGCCAAAGGCUUUCGUCAUCCGUCGGAGCUAAAAAAGCACAUGCGGACCCACACAGGGGAGAAGCCCUACCACUGUCCGCAUUGCGAGUUUCGUUGUGCAGACCAGUCAAACCUAAAAACUCACAUCAAGAGCAAGCAUGGCGCCGACCUGCCUUUCAAGUGUAGCCACUGUCCCCAAGCUUACGCCGACGCACGGGAACUCCAGCGUCACAUGGAGACUGUGCAGGGCCACAAGACCCACCAGUGUCCGCACUGCGAACACAAGAGCACCAACUCCAGUGACCUGAAACGGCACAUCAUUUCAGUACACACCAAGGACUUCCCCCACCAGUGUGACGUGUGUGAAAAAGGCUUUCACAGGCCUUCAGAGUUGAAAAAACACGCAGAGACACACAAAGGCAACAAAGUGCACCAGUGCCGGCACUGCAACUUCAAUGCUCCCGACACAUUCACCCUGAGUCGCCACAUCCUGUCCAUGCACACAAAGGAUCUGCCCUUUAAGUGCAAGCGCUGCCGGCGAGGUUUCCGGCAACCAGCGGAGCUGAAGAAGCACAUGAAGACGCACAGUGGUCGAAAGGUUUAUCAGUGCCAGUAUUGCGAGUAUAACAGUACGGACGCUUCUGGCUUCAAACGCCACGUCAUCUCAAUUCACACCAAGGACUAUCCCCACCGCUGUGAUUACUGCACCAAGGGCUUCAGGAGGCCUUCAGAGAAAAGCCAGCACAUAGCAAGGCAUCACAAAGACAUGUUGAUGUAACGUCACAAGCACUCCUUUAACCGAGUAAAUCUGUGUCACACACCCAGAGGUCAUUUUAGUCGAUCAGAAAAGACUGAUGCAGGCAUUGAAGACAUUAUAUUUGCCGUUCUGUGUUGGAAUAAACCUCCUCCCACGGGUGAUGCUAAAAAAUACCCAUUUAGACGGAACAAAGUCUAAAAAAAAACAACAAAAAAGUUGUACACACCAGGUGGGCCAGCUGUAAAUUCUUUUCUGUUGCAGAAAAUGGCAUAUGAGCAUUUAUUCAGGGUUUCAAAUGUCUAUAUUUUUAUAUCCACUCAGCUGAAAUGCUGCACGCCGACUGUCAGUGCUUUGUGAAACAUCAUGCUAGUUCUUACUACGUGGAAUGAGUACAGAAGACCUUUGCCUCCAUAGAAAUAACCCCCCCCCCUCCCCCUCCCAUUGGAACAAGCUGCUCCUCCCCUGGCAUUUGUUUGGUGCUGUCUGAUCUUAGACUGCGUUCAAACUUUUCAGUCACGUCUGGACGCAUUCUGCAUCUUGGGGGGGUUCUAAAAAAAAAAAAGAAAAGAAAUUAAUAGUUGAACUUCCAUCAUUUUUAAAUUGUCCUCCCAGCUUAAACACUUGGAGUUCUAUUAAGUUAAUAAUGUAUUGAAAAUGUAGUAGAUAUUUUAUUAAAUGUGUCUUAAAAGUUGAGUCAGAGAUGUGUUUCAAUCAACCACCUCCAGCAAGGAGCAAGCAGAACUGGCAUAUUAGAUCACCCGUUUUUUGUACACGACAGUGACAUUUGGUGAUUCCACCUGCUACGAUGUUGCAGAUAUUUCACCGAUGUAGUAUUAUGAAUAUUAUUUUAGUAUGAAAAAAGUGACAUAUGGUUGGCUCCACAUUAAAAAACAACAACCUCUGUAUUCAUCUGCCACAGUUGAGUUGCAUACGUGUGGUAUUAGCUAUGACACAGAUGUACUUUAACCAUUUGAUUGCAAUCAUGCCUUACAUCUGGUCGUUUUCACUCUUGAAACACUGAGGAACAUAGUUAAUCAGAGAAGAAGUGAUUCUUAACUCUCAAACAUGCACAGCUCUAUGAUUUGUUUGAGUCAGUAGAAAGCACUUUAAAAAAUGUUUUUUUUUAUUAUUGAUUUUGUUGGUAUUUUAACAUGUAUGGGAGUUAAUUAUCUGGGGAUGUGUCUAUAUAUUUAUAUACAUGUCCUUGGGGAGGGGGAAAAACACAUUAAAAGCUUAGUGGGAAAGGUAAACGUCGUUUUUCUUUCGAGUGUUAACUCUAACCAGUGGGCACGAUUCACCACAGCAUCAAACUGUCACUGCUUUGUGGGUGAAAGAGUUCUUGUUUUGUUUCUAUGGAUAAGUGAUUGGGUUUUGUGUUUUGUGCUCACUAACAAGUAUCCCGGACACUAGUCUUUUCCACUUAACCCGCCCCAGUCCCAGACCUGGGCUUGUUUUCCUGACAUCAGUGGUCAUUAGUCUUUUCAAGUAUGCACAUAUGCUGUCUACAUGAAAUUCAUUGUGAUAUAUAUAUUAAAAAUCCCCACAUUUUGUGUACCCUAGUCAUUUUUUCCCCCUUCAGUCUGGAUAAACUCCUGGCGGGGAAGACCCAAAAUAAACUAUCUUUUUAACA